GAAUACAACCAGUUGCCUAUCCCGCUCGACACGACGCAUCAGUUAUGUGUGCAGAUCGACGCAGUCUUGCGGACGCUGGGCCGUAGCAAGAACAAGUGAGUUACAUCCAUCAUCCAUCUUCAGAGUAAUACAGUAACAUCCCCCUUAAUAUCUUUGCGUCAUGCAGAAUCGCCUACACCCUAGCCACCGCCAUCCUCGUCAAAUCCACCUGCUCCCUCCUGCAUCUCGACCAGUGCUGGGACAUCGCCGGCCUCCUGAGCUCGAUCGUGGCCGUCCUCCUCGCCGCAGCCGCCGACUACUCCGCCAUGGACGAGGCCACCGCUGCCGAACUAGUGGACAUGCACCCCGCAACAUACAAGGACAUCAUGGCCCACGCGCUCCGGGACCGCGGUCUGGGGUAUUCUUCUAUCCUUCCGGUGGCGGUCCCCUGCACCACCAACGGUGGUGGCAGCGGAGUCCUCAGCGCAGACGACAAGCUCGAGGAGUUCGUGAUCCAGGACUUCGUUGCGUCCGGCACCACCGCCGCGGUGCAGGAUAUCCACGUCACCUGGUACCGCAACAACCGGACGGUGGUGCGGCUCCUGCCGCCGGGCCAGCAGGAUACGCGGACCACCUCCGGGGAGGCGCAGGCGUUUCGGUUCUUCGAUGGCGUCGGGUAUCUCGUGUCGUUUGGGACGGGGUAUCUGGCGGAGUUUAGUAUGGAGGAGGAGGAUGAGAUGGCGGGGGGCAUUGUGCGGGCGUGGGAGGAGGGGAGGUUUAUGGAAGAGAGGAUGGUGCUGGGGGUGAGCUCGAUUGAGAAGGGGGUGGAGUAUGUGAGUUUGUAUGUUGAUGUUGAUGUU
Aspergillus aculeatinus CBS 121060 is the source of this 839-nucleotide messenger RNA. RefSeq lists its product as uncharacterized. Lineage: Eukaryota; Fungi; Ascomycota; Eurotiomycetes; Eurotiales; Aspergillaceae. The record is from RefSeq and is a predicted model, not a curated record. The coding region runs from base 161 to 697 and encodes 178 amino acids. The transcript has a single exon.